UCCCCUUGUGUUGACUUUGCGUCUGUCUCGUUAACUUGUACUUGGAAAGCUCCUUCCUCUUAUUUCGGCGUUUUAUAAUGGCUUCGGGUUACAAUUUUAACAACAAGGUAGCACUGGUUACAGGAGGAGGCAGUGGCAUAGGCCGUGCAGUGUGCCAUAUCCUCGCCCGUGAUGGUGCCAGGGUCAGUGUGUGUGAUGUCAAUCUCCAGGGUGCCCAAGAAACAUUGGCAUCACUGAAACAGCCUGGCAACCAUGUUGCCUUGCAUAUGGAUGUCACAGACAAGGAGUCCGUGCGUAAGGCACUCAGUGCCACUCAGGAGACGCUCAAAGGCACUCCAACCUUGCUGGUGAACAGUGCUGGCAUUGGGAGCCGAUCGCCUUUCCUGGAGAUGUCAGAGGACGUGUUUAUGAAGGUCGUCGACGUCAAUCUCAAGGGCACGUUCCUUGUCAGCCAACUGGUGUGCAACGCCAUGAUCGAGCGCGGGGAAGCCGAGGGAGGGUCUGUGGUGAACAUUGCAAGCUUAGCAGGAAAGAACGGCCUGGCUAUGAACUGCCAGUAUGCAGCUACGAAGGGAGGUGUCAUAGCCUUCACUAAGUCGAUUGCUAAGGAACUCGCCAAGACAGGCAUAAGGGCGAAUUGUAUAUUGCCCGGAGCCAUUAGGACGCCCAUGAUGGAUGGAAUCCCCGAGGAACUUAUGAAAGAAGCUCUGAGAGUAAAUACUUUGGGGCGCAUGGGAGAAGCUGAAGAGGUAGCUGAAAUGGUCGUGUUUCUACUGUCCGAGAAAAGCACGUAUAUGGUAGGAGCGUGCGUCGAAGUAACCGGAGGACACUUUGCUUAAGAAUAUCCUAAACGUGUGAAUAAGAGUUUAAUUCCUCGUUUACAGGAAAUAAGAGAUUGUUCAUUUGCAUAAGGGAUGUAUUUUUUUUUUGGUAAAUCCACAUCGUUUAUACUUAUGAAAAAUAAAGAAUUGCUAAAA
Molecule: messenger RNA, 977 nt
Organism: Penaeus chinensis
Lineage: Eukaryota; Metazoa; Arthropoda; Malacostraca; Decapoda; Penaeidae
Product: estradiol 17-beta-dehydrogenase 8-like
Exons: 6
Coding region: 78-839 (253 amino acids)
Molecular function (GO): oxidoreductase activity, acting on the CH-OH group of donors, NAD or NADP as acceptor
Source: RefSeq, a predicted model, not a curated record